UAUGUUGUUUUCACCAUUUCUUCUUUCUUACCAACUGUACCAUGUAGCUCAUGUAUGGUGUACAAAAUUUGAAUUUGUUAUUUUUGAUAAAAAUUAAAAGUUAACUGAACAGUGAAAUAAAGUAUCAUUGCCAAGAAAAUUGAACUGAAAAAAGUGAGUUUAAUUCGUGGAUCUAAAUAAGAAAAACAUAGACGCAUGAAAAAUAUGCAUAUCUUAUAAAGAUUAUGUCUGGUGGUAGAAAUCAAUUGUCACUUCGUUUCAAUUUGCAAUAUACAUAUAGUAAAUAAUGGUUUUGGAUUUGCCCACUAAUAUCAUUCCUUUCGUCUUUGUUUCUUUCUUUAAACAAAAUCUACAUAUGAACGUUCGAUGUAUACAAUUGAGAAAAAAUUCCAGAAGUCACGCCUUUCUUGUAGAUCCCACAACUGCCGUCUCAGAAAGAAUCACAUCAGCUAGCUGCAACUCUGAUUUUCCACAACAAACUGCUCUCACCAUACGAGAAUUACCAACACUUCCUGAAAAAGCUUCUAGCUAUCAAAUUUGUACGAAUGAACCCCAAGAUAAUUUAACCAGAGGGGAACAAAUAUGUAGUUCUUUGUCCAUCUAUGAAAUAGGGUGCACAUCGGGUAUGUCUACACCACAUGUUGCAACCUUAAUGCCAACGAAAGGUCAUACGCGGAUAAAAAAAAGUGUCCUGCUAUUAUAGAACAACGAAGUGAGUACAUUGCUCUAAAAAAAGUUCUGACUGUUUAUAUUGUAAUGCUAAAAAAUUUGAAUAUGAAUCUGGCGGAUUUUGUUGCAACAAUGGCUCAAUACGGCUAACAACACAUGAAAUGCCACCUGAAUUAGCAAAAGUAUACUUUGCUGAGACAGAAGAAUCUGAACA
This is a messenger RNA of Capsicum annuum, 883 nucleotides long. RefSeq lists its product as uncharacterized. The transcript is spliced from 4 exons. Lineage: Eukaryota; Viridiplantae; Streptophyta; Magnoliopsida; Solanales; Solanaceae. The record is from RefSeq and is a predicted model, not a curated record. Bases 287 to 703 code for a protein of 138 amino acids.